UGGGUCCAUGUUUGUGCAAGCGCUGAUUUGGGCUAUGUGUGUAUCCACGUGUACGUUUGGGUACGUGUGCGUACGAUGGUGAUAACUAUGUAAAAUGGAUUGUGUUUUAUUUUAGCAACUUAAAAAAUACCAAUCAGAUACGACUGAUAAGUUUCUCAAAUAAUAAAACAAAAAAUCGUUUGUCAUUAUUUUGACUUUCGCAAGGAGUUUAUUUUACACGGUUGUUACAGGAAUAAUGACGUCACCUUUCUAUUGGUGUGCAAACGCGCACGUGCUUUUCGUGGCGGCGCUUUGGCUGGUAAAUCCAGCCUCGUUAAUGGGUUUCCUGAGUCAAAGCAGUGACAAGACGGCUAACUUCACAGGGCAGGGGUUGUCGCAGGUUCCCACUGGUGACAGCAUUCCAGACGACACAGAGAACAUAGAUCUGUCUGAAAAUAGCAUCAGUAAUUUGACAUUAGUCGGUUACAACAAUUUAAAAAGCCUUAAAACGUUCAAUAUUUCCCGAAACCAGAUUUCAGAACUUACGCCUAAUGCGUUCAAAGACUUAACGGCCUUAAUGGUCUUGGAUUUGUCAAGAAAUAACAUCAAAGGCGAACUUCUAGAAGAACAUAUGUUCGUUGAUCUCAGAAAAUUGGAGACGCUUAAUUUAGAGCAAAACCCUAUGCUAAUUUUGAAGAGUAACGUUUUCAAUUUUAUGGAGUUACCCUCGUUAAAACGUCUGGACGUCUCUCAUUGCGAUAUCUUCGUACUGGAACGGAGUAGCAUCGAUCUUCCAACGCUGGAGUACUUGGACCUUAGUUGGAACGCUCUAACGAAGGUGAACAAAGAAGCGUUCCGAAUGAUGGCGGAUUUGAAGACGCUGGACAUGAGUCAUAACAGGAUAAAGGUGUUGGAUACGGUACCGUAUCUUCCAGCGAUUCAAACCUGGAACCUGGAUAGUAACUUGAUCGAGGAAGUUCAUAUCAAAGACCAGAUAUGGCAAAGGGCGGAUACCAUAGAGAACUUAUAUCUAAGAAACAACAAAAUCAUGAGAUUCGGACCCGAUGACCUCCCGCUUGACCUUGUGUCCCUGAAGGUGAUUUCUUUGGAGCAAAACGACAUCAACUGUGACUGUCGGAUGAAGUGGAUUGCCGACGACGCCGACAUCCCAUCGCUUGAAACGCGAAACAUAACAAUAACGUGUCAUUACCCGACUCGCCUGGCGAAUCGAAACCUCCUGCACGUACCAGCCGAUGAGUUGACCUGCUCCAUUUCCGUUACGCGACUGCUGCUUAUAGUCAUGGCGUCCAUUAUAGGUGCCGUAAGUCUAGCGAUCGGUUUGUUUGUGACGACAAAGUGGAUACGAAAAUACCAGCGAAUCAAACGGGCUGCGAAGGGCGACACAGGUGGGGAUUAUUCGGCCGUCUACACGCGGGACGAAGAAGACGUUAGAGUGACAAUGUCGGACGGGAAGGGUCUCCUUAACAACAGUCGGGAAUUCGAUGUGUGAAACGGAAACGGAAGCUAAAAUGAUAUUGAAAAUUUUGAAUUUUUAUAUUUUUUAAAAUUCUUUGGCGAUACUACUGUUGUCGGGAUCGCUGUGUUUGAUGAUGUUGUUUUUGUCGGCUCAUAACAUUGCUAUGCAAUACGAAGUGAUAUGUAUUAUGACCAUAAGAUCAAAUUACAAUACGGCGUGAUAAUUAUUCAUGAAAACACGUGUUGUCUGCUAUUGCAUGUUUUUGUUGUUAGCUUAAUACCUUUGUGAACAUGUAUUUACCAUUUGCACAUUUCUGGCUUCACAUUCUGUUCUUCUGUAAGUCUCAAUGAGAUGGAAGACCGUCUCUGCAGGCUUUAGUACAAGCUGAUAAAACUGAUUCUUUGUAACGUGUUUAUUAGUAUCGAACAGUUGUAUUAUGUCGUCGUAUUUGUUGUUGUUACGUGUCAGUUCCACAUAUGUGUGCAUCUACUGCCGGUUGUAGUUCGUAAGAAUCUAAAGCUUCUACUGACGGAUAUUGUUCGUUUGUGUAAAACCAUUCAUAGCUUUAUUGACUUUGCUGUUUUCGUUUUUCUCUUAUUGAAAUAUAUGUUUACCGUUUUUUUGUGCUUUAUUUACCAGCAAAGUACAUUUCUUACUAGCAUCGCAGCAUAUAUUAUUCAGUUUUUCCAUGUUUAUCUUUUUAAUUUAAGUAGGAUAACGUAUACGGCCUGUUGUGACAUGCCCUAGUCUAUGUCGUAUGUAGAACCAGUACUUUUGUUGUUGUUAUUUGUGAAUGAAAUCUUGCAGAGGCUUAUACAUUGGGGAUCGGACUCAGCGCUUCCUGAUCGCUAGGCUGACACAUGAUCCACCAUGACACAGCGAUACAGUUGCAUUCUUUGUUUAUUAGUUACACAUUCAGAAAACAAAACCUAGUUAGUAAGGAUUCUAUAAUUCAGCCGUGCUUUGUGAAAAAGGGUGUUUAAUGCAUAGCCGUAAAGUGUCGUCCCAGAUUAUCCCUAUAUUUUUAAAUUAAUGAUGUUCACAUUUAUGUCAAUUUUCUGUUAAUUUUCUGUUAAAUGGCCUCAUGAUUAUCGAAACUCAUACUACAAAAGCAUGAUGAUGCAGUUUUUUGUAAAGAUAAAUUUGUUAACGAUAAACAAUAGCGUUUAACGGUUAUCAGUAGCGCGUUUUAGAUAUCGAAUUUGGGCAGGCAACUCGGGUACAGUCUAAUAUCGACCGGGUACGUCUAUUUGCCAUACCCGGGGUACAUGUAAGUAUACGUAAGAGUACCCGGAGUACAUGUUAGAAGUAUCCGAGCCGACAAUGACCAAUCGAGCACUACUGACCUUAUAUUGAAAUACGCGGUCAGCAGGUGAACCGACUCAGCAAAUGAAAAACGAAUAUUUUGUACUAGGUAAUACAUGAUAAAUACUAUGUUUGUGUGCGUUAAAUUGAUAUCCAGUUUUUGUACUUGUUCUCGGUAGAAUCACAUGUUAUCAAUCGCUCCAUGAUAUCAUGUUUUAGACAGAUAUUUUGUUUUUUUAUUAAGGUUGAAAUAAUGUUUUUCUUUUGUUUAAUAAAAAAAGAAUUUCUUUUCUAAAUAUAAUAAAUAAAUAUCGUUCUUUUCGUUAUAAUACAUUUAUUAAACAUCGUAAUUAAUUUUCAACUUCGCCAUUGACGGUCGAAAACCCGACUGAAAAAAGGAGGAGGGUUAGCGUAGGGCAAGCAUAACAGCGGCCUACACUGAAAUGAUGAGACGAUAAUCUUCCACAAGCGCACGUUUGUAGAUAGUAAAUCACUUGACUUUGCUACAUUUAAUGAUCGGUACCACUUAAUUUAGCGAGAGUUGUCAUACCUUGGUACGCAACUGACUUCCAGGGGCAUGAAUAAAAAAAAUCAGUCGCUUAACCGGAUUAUACGGUUACAUUGCACUAAAUCUUUUUGUAACCUUCCGUGGUCGAAAGAAGUUCUAUUUCUAUUCUUGAAUAAAAGCCGUUUGGCAAUCUGA
Molecule: messenger RNA, 3464 nt
Organism: Dreissena polymorpha
Lineage: Eukaryota; Metazoa; Mollusca; Bivalvia; Myida; Dreissenidae
Product: leucine-rich repeats and immunoglobulin-like domains protein sma-10
Exons: 5
Coding region: 236-1489 (417 amino acids)
Cellular component (GO): extracellular matrix
Molecular function (GO): protein binding
Source: RefSeq, a predicted model, not a curated record